Molecule: messenger RNA, 1677 nt
Organism: Lachancea lanzarotensis
Lineage: Eukaryota; Fungi; Ascomycota; Saccharomycetes; Saccharomycetales; Saccharomycetaceae
Gene: CCT8
Product: LALA0S04e07162g1_1
Exons: 1
Coding region: 1-1677 (558 amino acids)
Biological process (GO): protein folding
Cellular component (GO): chaperonin-containing T-complex
Molecular function (GO): ATP hydrolysis activity; ATP binding; ATP-dependent protein folding chaperone
Source: RefSeq, a predicted model, not a curated record
AUGUCUUUGAAGCUUCCUCAGAACCCGAAUGCGGGCCUUUUUAAGCAGGGUUACAAUUCCUAUUUGAACGCCGAUGGACAGAUCAAUAAGUCCAUUGCAGCCGUCAAAGAGAUCCAUCAGAUGUGUCUCACAUCUAUGGGACCUUGUGGUCGCAACAAGAUCAUCGUGAACCAUCUGGGGAAAAUUAUUGUAACGAACGACGCCGCCACAAUGCUAAGAGAAUUGGACAUUGUUCACCCGGCUGUCAAAGUACUCGUAAUGGCCACUGAGCAGCAAAAGGUCGAUAUGGGAGACGGUACAAACCUAGUGCUUGUCUUGGCCGGUGAACUACUGAAUGUGAGCGAAAAAUUGAUAGGCUUGGGUCUUUCCCCGAUCGAAAUCAUCCAGGGCUACAAUCUGGCCAAAAAUUUCACACUCAAAGAGCUUGACGCCCUUUGCGUCGACGAAGUGACCAACAAACACAGCAAAGAGGAGCUUGUCAAAAUCAUGAAACCCGUCAUUUCAUCCAAACAGUACGGUUCUGAAGACAUUUUGAGUGAACUCGUUGCCGAAGCUGUUUCACACGUUCUACCUUCCAAAUCCAAUAAUUUCAAUGUUGACUCCGUUAGAGUGGUCAAAAUAAUGGGUGGCUCGCUUGCAAACUCAGAAGUCGUGAAAGGUAUGGUUUUCAACCGUGAACCUGAGGGCCACGUUAAGUCAUUAGCUCCAGGUCAAAAGCACAAGGUCGCUGUCUUUACAUGCCCCAUCGAUACGUCAAACACAGAAACCAAGGGAACUGUGCUGCUGCAUAAUGCCCAGGAAAUGUUAGAUUUCACCAAAGGUGAAGAAAAACAGCUGAAUGAGAUGAUCAAAGAACUUGUGGAUGCAGGCGUCAGCUGUGUGGUGGCUGGAAGCGGCAUAGAUGAUCUGGCUCUGCAUUAUCUCAACAGAUACAAUAUACUUGUGCUCAAAGUGCCCAGCAAAUUUGAGCUCAGAAGAAUAUGCCGUGUGUGCGGCGCCACGCCCAUGGCCAGAUUGGGAGCUCCUACACCAGAAGAAGCGGGGAUCGUAGAGACCGUUAAGACCAUAGAAAUUGGUGGUGACAGAGUUACCGUCUUCAGACAGGAACAAGACGAAGUCACCAGAACAGCCACCAUCGUAUUAAGAGGUGCCACUCAGAACAAUCUAGACGACAUUGAGAGAGCUAUUGAUGAUGGUGUUUCUGCAGUAAAGGGACUCAUGAAACCCGACGGUGGCAAGCUUUUGCCCGGUGCGGCAGCCACCGAAAUCGAACUGGUUUCCAGAAUCACACAGUAUGGUGAGCGUACACCUGGUCUUCUACAACUAGCUAUCAAACAAUUUGCCGUGGCAUUUGAAGUGGUUCCAAGGACCCUAGCCGAGACUGCUGGUCUAAAUGUCAACGAAGUCCUUCCAAAUCUAUACGCGGCCCACACUAGCACAAACGAGGACGGAGUUUUCUACGGCGUUGAUAUCGACAGCGAGAGCCCAGAGGGUAUCAAGGACGUUAGACAAGAGAAAACAUUUGAUCUUCUGGCUGUUAAGAAAUUCGCUAUCAAUGUAGCGACUGAAGCAGCAACCACAGUUCUUUCUAUAGACCAGAUCAUCAUGGCCAAGAGAGCAGGUGGCCCACAGGUUCCAAAAGGACCGAAGCCUGGAAAUUGGGAUCAAGCUGAUUGA